UACUCCACUGGGCAGUGGCAUAUGUGCUAAGAUUAUUCCAUUCCUCUUCCAUUGCCAUUUGCUCUCUAAGCUUUCUCUGUACUUUUAUUGUUACAGUACUGCAACAGCUGAGCUACUGAAGUACUGAAUUAAAGCAUGGCUGAACUUGUGAUUGAAGCUUUUCUCUCUGCUUCCUUUGAUUUUUUGCUGGAAAAGAUUACGUCCCCUUAUGUUGAGGACUUCUUCUUCAAGGGGAAAAACGAAAGUUCAUCUGUUGUUUCUGAGAGGCUUUUCAAGUUGAAGUCAACCUUCAAUUGUCUUGCUGCGGUUUGCAUUGAGGUGGAGAACAAAAGAAUCAAAAACCCUGCUGUGGAGAAGUGGCUGGACAAUCUUCUGGAUGCUGUCGAUGAUGCUGAGGACUUCUUUGGCGAUAUUGAAUAUGAUGCUAUGAAACCCAAGAAUGUCGAGUUGAAGAAAGAAAAACGAAAGGCAAUUAGCAAGUUACUCAGUUGUUGCUCUAAACCUUCUAAUUCAGCUGAUUGUGAAAGGAAUGCCAAGAUGGAAGCGAUUCUUAAGAGGUUGGAGCACUUAGCCGAUCAGAUCGGAAAGUUGAAUCUUGAAAAGAAUGUUGGUGAGGUGAAACCAUCUGAAAGCUCACGUGCGAAGACUUCUCUGCCAGAUGAACCUGAAUUAUACGGUAGAAAGACUGACGAAGAUGCUUUGAUGAAGUUGUUGAUGUCCGAUGAUGUAGGUAGUUCAAAGAUAUGUGUCAUUCCAAUAUGUGGAAUGGGAGGGGUCGGAAAAACUACCCUUGCUCAAACACUUUUCAACAAUGAAGGAGUGACAAAGAUGUUUGAACCUAAGGCAUGGGUGUAUGUGUCUGAUAAAUUUGAUGCCAUGGCUGUGACAAAAAGCAUUCUUCAACAAGUUGCUCCGAGUGAAACUUCAAGUGACAUGGAUUUUAAUUUACUUCAAGUUAAUUUGACAAAGAAGUUAACCGGAAAGAAGUUUUUGAUUGUUUUAGACGAUUUUUGGAAAGAUGAUUAUGUUCAGUGGACAGAAUUGAUAAAGCCUUUCAACAGUGGGGCACGAGGCAGCAAAAUAAUAGUAACAACAAGAAAUCGAAAAGUUGCAGAUACCAUUCGAACUGUUGAUGCACACCAUCUUAGUGAAUUAACAGAAGAUGAGUGUUGGAAACUAUUUGCAAAGCACGCAUCUUGUGGAAAUCUUGAAUUAGAACGUUUUGGCAGAGUAAUCGCUAAAAAAUGUAACGGUUUGCCUUUAGCUGCCAAAGUUCUAGGAGGCCUCUUGAGAUCAACAGAUGAUGCUGAGAAAUGGAAACAAAUAGCCAAUAGUAAUCUUUGGGAGCUCCAAGAUAAAAGAAGUGAGAGUCUUCCAGCUGCAUUAGAAGUAAGCUAUUUUUAUCUUCCUCCAUACUUGAAAGGGUGUUUUUCUUAUUGUUCAAUAUUCCCAAAAGGCUAUGAAUUUAAAAGAGAGGAGUUGGUGUUAAUAUGGAUGGCUGAAAACCUUGUGCAGUAUUCCAAGAGGAAUAGGAGAAUCGAAGAAGUUGGUCGUGAGUAUUUUGAUGAUUUAGUAUCUUUCUCAUUUUUGCAACCGAGUAAGUGGGGGGGGUCUUGUUUUGUUAUGCAUGAUCUUAUAGUUGAUUUGGCCAGAACUAUUUCUGGAAAAUACAGUUGUUUGUUGGAGCAAACUGACAACAUUGAUAGGCUUGAGAAGAAGACACGUCACCUUGGAUGUGUCAAGGAACUUUAUGCUGAUAAUAAGAUAGCUAGCUAUGAUUUUGGAGCCACACGUUUGCGAACCUUUUUAACAUUAUUAGGUUCAAGUUCAUCUGAAAUAAUUUUUUCUAACGAAGUAGUGCAGAAUCUGCUAUCGAUGUUGAAAUGUUUGAGAGUCCUAUCUUUUCGUGAUCUUCAUCAUAUGGAUUGGUUAUCUAAUUCAAUUGGUGAGCUGAAACAUCUUCGCUAUUUAGAUGUUUCUUUCACCGAGAUUGUGACACUGCCUGAAUCUGUAACUGUAUUAUACAAUUUACAAAUACUGAAAUUAGAAAAUUGUCACCGACUUGAAGCUUUACCCAAAGAUAUGCAUCGUCUCAUUAAUUUGAGACAUCUUAUUAUUAGUGGAAAUAGCCUAGUUGAGAUGCCAUGUCAAAUAAGUAAACUGACGAAUCUCCAAACAUUGACAACUUUUGUUGUGGGGAAGGGUAGUGGGGCUAAAAUAGAAGAGUUGGAAAAACUUCAUAGUCUACACGGAAAGCUUUCCAUUAAGAAGUUAGAAAAUGUGGUCAAUAUUGCAAAAGCACCGGUUCAAGUAAAUGUACAAGAAAAGAAUCAACUUGAGAAAUUGACGUUGGAAUGGAGUGUUAAUGAGGAUGUUGUUGAUCCAAAACAUGGAGAGGGUGUGCUUGAAAUGCUUUCACCUAACAAAACAUUGAAAGAGCUCGAGAUUAUCUACUAUCCUGGCAAAAUAUUUCCAAAUUGGGUUGGGAAUGAUUUUUUUAGCAACAUUACUAAAGUAACUCUUUAUGAUUGUGAGCAUUGCUCCUAUUUGCCACCCUUUGGGCAACUUCCUUUGCUAAAACAUCUUUCCAUCUCAAGAUGCAAUUCGGUAGUGACAGUGGGUGCUGAGUUUUACGGGAAUUGUUUGGCAAGAAAGCCAUUUUCAUCCUUGGAAACAUUAAGUUUUAGUAAGAUGCCAUCAUGGGAGAAAUGGCAGUCAAUGCAAAUUGAAGAAGCAACAACAUAUGGGAAGCUCAAAACACUUAAAAUGGUUAAUUGUUCUAAGCUCGUCGGAGAUCUGCCUCGCUUCCUUCCUUCACUGAUAAGUUUGGAAAUUUGGAAUUUGGAGAAUUUGGAGUCAUGGUAUGAGGCAAUAAAGCCAAGAAAACCUUGUUCCACUCUCACUCCACUCUACCAUUACCCUCCUCUUCAGUCUCUUACAUUGUUGUUUUGUGGAUCAUCCUUCAAAUCCCUCAAUAUGGAUUUAUUUCCUAAUCUAAAAACUCUUGAGAUUGAAUGUAACGACUACUUUGAAGCUAUCUCAGUGUCAGAUGGGAAAUCUCUUGAGGAACUAACAUUUUUACUUAUCGAGAAUUGUGGUAGUUUUGUAUCUUUCCCAAAUGGUGGACUUAUUGCUCCCAAGCUGAGUGAUUUGCAGAUUUUUAAUUGCCCUAAAUUGAAGUGGUUGCCAGAGAAGAUGACUUCCCUCUCAUCUCUAAAGUCGUUGACAAUCAUAGGUUGUCCAUUGAUAGAGACUUCGCCUGAAAAUGGUAUGCCUGCUAGUUUGUCUGAACUCUUUAUAUCCUAUGAUGAAUUUUUGAGGAUGAAAUGGAAUUGGCAAGCAUUACCCCAUCUUAUCCAUCUUACUAUUUCUGGAUAUGGUAAUGAAGAAGAUAUGGAAUCAUUUCCGGAGGAAGGGCUACUGCCUACCACUAUUUCCCAUCUUGGUAUCAAGGAUUUUGCAAAACUUAGAGGGCUGGACAAAAAUGGGCUUACACAACUCACCUACUUGGAAACACUUGAGAUCUUCAACUGCCUUGAGUUGGAGACAUUGUCAGAAGAAGGGUUCCCAACCUCCCUGACCUCUUUGGAGAUAUAUGAUUGUCCUUUGGUUUUAGAAAAGUACUCUCAGAAGGAGAGUGGGAAUGAGGAGUACUGGAACAAGAUUAGUCACAUACCCAAUGUCACAAUUUACUAAUUGAGCUUGCAUUUACCACAUAUGAUCUCAGACCUUAGCAGAAGAAUCCCUUGUUUUAUGGUCUAUUCAUUACAGUUUCCAAUAUCUGUUUGAGGUAUGGAACAAUUUCCAAUUCAAGUGUGUUUAUUUUAUUUUAUUUAUCUGAAUAUAUGCUUUUGCUGUUUUUCAAAAUGAGUAAUGAGGUAGCUUCUAUGGCAUGAAACAAGUUUGUUAUAUAAUAGUAUUUGUGGUUGGUUUGCA
Molecule: messenger RNA, 3936 nt
Organism: Cannabis sativa
Lineage: Eukaryota; Viridiplantae; Streptophyta; Magnoliopsida; Rosales; Cannabaceae
Product: putative disease resistance protein At3g14460
Exons: 2
Coding region: 136-3696 (1186 amino acids)
Biological process (GO): defense response to other organism
Molecular function (GO): ADP binding
Source: RefSeq, a predicted model, not a curated record